AGUCAGAUGACAGGCACUGAUCCAGAUGUGAGCGCUUCACAAUUUGCUUCAAAAACUAAAAUGAAGGGUGUUUUCUCAUUCAUUUUAAACUGUCAUGGCUAAGCUUGUUAGAUCAUCAAGGCUUCUUUCCAUCGUGUGGAUCAUUUUCAUUUCGUCUCUAGUUCAAGCGCUUUUCGUCCAAGCAUCCCUGUGGCUCAACUUGUGGUCUGAUGCACAACAGGAACAGUUCAACUGCACAACUUUUGACUCCGAUUCGUGUGAAAGGUGUCAACCAGGAACAGCUUCUAACCAAAGUACCCGGGACUGUGUUUGUUGUGCCAAGGCCCAGUUGCACGGGGAGUGUGCUGACGCUGGCUGCUAUGAGUGUGCCAGGGGUACAUAUCAGCCUGAUGAGGGACAGACAGCCUGCAAGUUAUGCCCAGAGGGACACUACGCAGAUGAAGACGGAAGCCAGGCAUGCAAGAAGUGUAGUCUCGGAUAUUAUUCAAACAUAACCGGUGCGCCCGGCUGCAAACCGUGCAAGCCCGGCACCUUUGCCAACAUGACCGGGUUCCCGUUUUGCAUCGAGUGUCCGAAAGGCCAGAGCCAGAACGGCAGCGCACAGUCAAGUUGUGUGGCUUGCCAACCGGGCCACUUCGCCAACAUAACCAAGCUGACCACUUGCUUCACCUGCGCACCGGGAUCUUACUCCAACGUGAGCGGGGCCUUCAACUGCACCAAGUGUCGGGCCGGGCACUUCCAGCCCGACGAGGGACAGGACAGCUGUGAGGCCUGCGACGCUGGCACCGAAGCAAAGAAAGUUGGCAGCACCAAAUGCACCGACUGCCCAGAAGGUUUCUUUGCCAACGUAACCGGAACAAAGGAUUGCCUGCCUUGUGCACCUGGUUCUGCAUCGGACGAGACAGGAACGGUGAAUUGUUCCCUGUGUCAACCGGGCAUGUACCAAUCAUUAGCGGGGCAUGCAGACUGUCUGCCGUGUACCGCGGGGUCAUUCUGUAACAAGACUGGAUGUUCCAGUUGCUUCAACUGCCCGGCCGGUCGCGAAUCCCGUCACGCCAAGGCAACAAAAUGCACCCCUUGUGAAUCGGGCAAAUAUAAGCCUGUUGCCAGUAGUGACCAGUGCACCGAAUGCAGAGAUGGGUGGUACCAGAAUAAGACGGGCCAGUCAACGUGCAUCGAGUGCCCGGCUGGCUACUACUGCCCCUGCAAAUAUUGCGACCCGGUACCUUGCCCCAAAGACGCCUACUGUCCAAAAGGGAGCAUGACACCCAAGAUCGUGACCUGCUUGCCACUCUUCUACGAAACUGCAAAGAAAGACUGCAAACCUGAAUCAUCCCUCUACGUUGUUUUGGGACUGGCAGUAAUAGUUGUCGUCUUUACACUGACUUGUGUCGUCCACCGCUGCAUACGCGUCCGCUCUCGCCCCAACCUGGAAGUGGAAGAAUCGCUGUUGUCUAACUCAUCGAAAGAUGGGGCCCCGGUAUACGAAGGAUUAUAGGGGGCGCUGUUGUGAUAGUGUUAGUUUUUAUACGUCAGGAGGGCAAAAGGAUUACAGCAAGUAAGACACCAGGUGUUUUUGUUGGAGUACUGAAGCCUGUUGAUAGCAUGGUUUGAGGGUGGAUAGGGUUGGAUAGUCGACUAGUUCCCGAGGCAAAACUAGUUUGUCAAUUCCGAGGGGAGCUAAUAUGGACUAUCCACCCUCAAACCUUGGUAUAUUUGUUUUACUAUACCUCAUACAUAUUUAGUUGCCAAAUUUCCUGAUGCAGUAUGCUUCUCGCGGGCAUAAAAUCUUUGGAGAACCUUGUCCAGCUCACCAGAAGAAUAUUAUUGCUCAACCUCAAAAAAAUUCAGUUCUUUUGCAAGACCGUAACUUCUAAGAGUUUUUACUGCAUUGUGGACAAUUUUUUUUCAUAGGGGAGGCAUCUUUAUUUGUCCACAAUAUUCUCCAGUUCGGCAUCAUUGAGCUCGGGAAAACAGUAAUUAACAUGUACGUGUGCCGCCAUCUUUUCAUGUGUAGCGCGUGCGUACUACACCCGUGCGACAGUUCCACGAUUGCUUGAAAUGCAUGCGUAGUAGACUGUGGCACGGGUUACCAGCGUGACAAUCUACUACGCAUGUGUAUUUACCCUGUGCGUGAAUGCGCGCGCGCACUUGGUAAACAGCAAAAAUAGCAUCUGGCAUGUGAUAGUGAGUGGACCAGUGAGAAUUCGGCUCUCGAUCAUGAAUAUGUAUGAGGUAUAGUAAUAUGCUAUUUAGCCUUUAGGUACACGUACCUGGCUCCAUUUCAUCCAUUUUUUACAUGAAAAUUACUCUAUCAAUUCUUGUUGAAAUACCAUUGGGUAAAAACUAAAACUUAAAUAAGAGACUAAAAUGUCUUUUGGGACACACAAUUUUGUUUAAUAAACUUGAAGGACUUAUUCUAAUUUACAAACAAAUAUUAAAUAACCGUUGAUAAGAACUGUAUUCAAGCAUGGUUCGAGCAAGCCCGACUAAAUCGAGAUUCCAUCAGAUGUAAGUAGGUAAAUCUUCGCGUCGUUAGCAUUUUUGUUCUCAUGCAAGUACGUGGUGUGAUAACAAACGUGAUCGAACAAGGAGACCUAGGUACGGAAAAUCCGGAUGUGAAAGGUCGUAAGUAAAGUUUGUUUUUACCCAUCUCCAAGUGAUUUCUCAUCAUUUUUUUUCUCGUGGAAUGCCAAGAUAGAAUUCCGACAUUAAUUUUUCGCUGGGGUGAUUAUGGUUGGGAAUCAUUCUGUCAAAAAUUAUAGCAAGAGAAAAGGCAACCCCGUGUAAAAUGGCCAUAGAAGAGUCGCGUAGGAGUCCGGAAGCUCAAAGACAAAAUGGCGUACUUUCAGGCUCUAUUGACACUGUGUUCUCGACAGUCUUCACCUUUAUACUGCUUAAAAACCUUCAUGUAUUAGUAUUACCUCUGCCAAGGAGGUUAUGUUUUCAUUAGUUAUGGACGGAUUUUCAUGAAAUUUUGUUUUUAGGGGUGGUCCUUGUUACAAGGACAAAUUUAUUAAAUUUUGGAAGUGAUCCGGAUCUGGGUCUGGAUGCAGGAUUGUUUUUAAGGAUUCUUGUGCGAAUGUGCUAUGUUUAGAUACCAUGAACCUGUGUACAACUGAGCAGCUUUGUGUGCGUGCACUGACCCGGUGAACCCGCAUGCCUUAUCACCGACUUAAUCUAACCACACAGGUCAAUGGACUAGACCAUUUGAUGCAACGGGGGAGUGGAGAGGUAGACCGACACAGGCAUAUACAUGUAGACUACAAAAUGUUUGAGUUUAAGGAUUUGUUUUAUUGAAUAACUAACACUGCCUUGCACGAUAUAAAGCGGCCAACAAUUUGGAAUAUGAGCAGUCCUGUUGACAUAUUCAAUUCGCAAUUAAAUAAGGGAGUCUCGUGGAUAUGCGAGUGUUUCUUUUGGGUGUGCUGACAAUGUGGCGGGUAAUCGUUCAACCUUGGCAGAGGUUUGCGCUCUCUGAGUGCUUUCUAAUAUUAACUUUAUAUAUCCACAGAUUCAACUAAAAGCUGUUUCCAAGGGGCAUUGCUAAAAUAACAAACGGAACAAAAGUAAUUGAUACUACUAAUACUCUGUACACUCAUUAGAGGGAAUGCUAAAUGUACAUGAAUUUUAACUGCCUCAGAUUUAAAUGUCUUUUCAUUAUAAGUGAUUUUUUUUACCAUUUUUUUUUCAAGUAUUAUUUCAAUUUUCAUAUAUUUGUUGAUAAGCAUUUUGCUAUUAGCAUAUUACAUUUUAUUACGUUAGUGAAAAUUUAUCGUCUCAAUUCAAAUGAAAACUGUCAGAAAAAAAACAGAAAAAAACAGAAAAAAAUAACAUUUAGAGGAUAUUAAUAUUAAUAUCAGUACUAUAUACGUAUGCAUCAUUUUACUUUUUGAGAAUAAGGAAUUUUAUCGUCAGACAAAAGGCUGAGGACAAUGAUUCAUUUUUUUUUUUCAGUUUGUAAAUGUUUUUGUGAAUGUCUUUCAGAAAUAAUGUAUAAAAUGCAAAAACUAUUUCUUGAAUUGCUGAGUAUUUUAUGUAUAAAAUUGGGGUUUUUUUUAAUUUUUUUAUAUUUUACUGAAUGCACUGAUUCCAGUCAAAGAU
This is a messenger RNA of Patiria miniata (bat star), 4104 nucleotides long. RefSeq names its product major surface-labeled trophozoite antigen 417-like. Lineage: Eukaryota; Metazoa; Echinodermata; Asteroidea; Valvatida; Asterinidae. The transcript has 10 exons. Bases 95 to 1498 code for a protein of 467 amino acids. The record is from RefSeq and is a predicted model, not a curated record.